Messenger RNA from Cannabis sativa, 1989 nucleotides. Its product is annotated as mitochondrial phosphate carrier protein 3, mitochondrial. NCBI's taxonomy places the organism in Eukaryota, Viridiplantae, Streptophyta, Magnoliopsida, Rosales, Cannabaceae. Bases 339 to 1466 code for a protein of 375 amino acids. Gene Ontology annotation, cellular component: mitochondrial inner membrane. The record is from RefSeq and is a predicted model, not a curated record. Gene Ontology annotation, biological process: mitochondrial phosphate ion transmembrane transport. Gene Ontology annotation, molecular function: phosphate transmembrane transporter activity. The transcript has 6 exons.
UGGAGACAUUACCAUUGAGUUCAUAGCACCAUACCAAGAGGAUGGCAAAAAUCGAAAUUAAGAGGGGAAAGAGAGGGUGAUUUAGAAAGGUGGAUGACAUCACUUGUCUUCGUAUAAAAAACGCUGUUAUAUUAUUAUUAGGGCAAAUAAAAAGAGAGGAGAAAAAGACGGAAUCUCACACAUUUCACUAACAAGCAUUUGGUAGCGAGAGAUUGGGAGAGAGAAUCAAACCUCACAACCCUUUCUCUCUCUCUCUAACUUUGCUUUCUUCUCCCCAAAAACCAAAACCAAAAUCUCUUCUUCUCCAAACCUUCGAUCUCUCUCUCCCUUUCUCUCCAAUGGCGUUCUCCGAUAAAUCAUCGCGUCAAUCUCUAAUCCCUAGCUACCUAUACUCUUCCACCUCCACUAAGGCCAUGGCCGUCGAGAGAAUCCUCCAGGCUCGCCCUACCACCGCCGUUUCACCAUCGGUUUCCGACGUCGAAGCUGUUGCUGUUGCUCCAAGGAAAGCUUUCGUUGUUCCUUCUCCAGCUGAGUCUGGUAGGAAGAUCGAGAUGUACUCUCCCGCUUUCUACGCCGCCUGUACUGCCGGUGGAAUCCUUAGCUGUGGACUUACUCACAUGGCUGUUACUCCUCUUGACCUUGUCAAGUGUAAUAUGCAGAUUGACCCUACCAAGUACAAAAGUAUUACAUCUGGUUUCGGGAUCCUCCUCAAGGAGCAAGGUGUCAGGGGAUUCUUCAGGGGUUGGGUGCCUACUCUACUUGGUUACAGUGCUCAGGGUGCUUGCAAGUUUGGAUUCUAUGAGUUUUUCAAGAAGUACUACUCUGACAUUGCUGGGCCAGAGUAUGCUGCCAAAUACAAGACUUUGAUCUACCUUGCUGGUUCUGCAUCUGCCGAGGUGAUAGCAGAUAUUGCUCUCUGCCCAUUUGAGGCUGUGAAGGUCCGGGUUCAAACUCAACCUGGAUUUGCUCGUGGUUUGUCAGAUGGACUUCCCAAGUUCGUGAGAUCUGAAGGCGCACUAGGAUUGUACAAGGGAAUUGUUCCACUCUGGGGUCGUCAAAUACCAUACACUAUGAUGAAGUUUGCAUCCUUCGAAACCAUCGUUGAGAUGAUCUACAAGUAUGGUAUUCCUAGACCAAAGGACCAAUGCAGCAAAGAACUUCAGCUCGGUGUGAGUUUUGCCGGUGGAUACGUUGCUGGUGUUUUCUGUGCUAUUGUGUCUCAUCCCGCUGACAAUCUCGUCUCUUUCCUUAACAACGCAAAGGGAGCAACUGUUGGUGAUGCUGUAAAGAAGAUUGGUAUGUUGGGUCUCUUCACCCGUGGACUUCCUCUCCGUAUUGUCAUGAUCGGAACUCUCACCGGAGCCCAAUGGGGUAUCUACGACGCAUUCAAAGUUUCCGUGGGACUGCCAACAACCGGUGGUGUCGCUCCUGCUGCCCCAGCUGCAACCGAGCUAGCAAAGGCGUAAAAAUAUGAUUAAAUGGUGACGAAAUCAUAUAAUAGUGGUUUUUAUUUUAUUGUUUCAUGUAACUGAGAUAAGAAAACAUCGUUUCAAGGAAUUAAAAAUAAACAUAGGGGGGAGGGGUUUGGUGGUGGUGGGUUGCUGAAGCCUGCUGAUCUGCUUGAAUGGUGGUUCUCAAGGGAGUAAUCUUUUGAAAUGGGAGGUUCUCUCCAAUUUUUCGACUUUUUUGUUUUUCUAUUUUUUAAAUUUUAUCUCUUUUUCUUUUUUUUCAGAAGGUAGUUUUGUUUCUCAUCCUUCUGAGAAAAAAAAAAAAACUCUAGUUUUAGGUCAAAUAUGAAAUUUGGAGUUUUCAUGUCAGGAUUAUUAUUUUGGCCCCCUCUUAGAUUGUAGGCAAACAAGAAAAUAAGGGGAAAUAUGGGGGUGAUUUGUUUUCUGUUAAAUUAAGCUUGGUUUGGCAUGGUAUCUAUGCCUUUUUCUUUAUGUUUCUCUCUGAAAUUCAUUUUGAAAAUGUUAUUAAUUUUGACUCUUA